Mercurialis annua (annual mercury) is the source of this 2244-nucleotide messenger RNA. RefSeq lists its product as uncharacterized. The transcript has a single exon. Bases 125 to 2125 code for a protein of 666 amino acids. Lineage: Eukaryota; Viridiplantae; Streptophyta; Magnoliopsida; Malpighiales; Euphorbiaceae. The record is from RefSeq and is a predicted model, not a curated record.
CACCUUUGGUAUGAGGAAUCUGCUGCCUUUAUUGUACUUCAUUUUUCAACUUUUUUCAGUUCUUUCUUUAAUUCUUCACCCAACAAAACACAGUGAAACACUCUGAAAUAGAGUUUUAAAAAGGAUGAAUUAUCAGGCGAUGUUACAGGCUAUGAAAGAAAAGGAUGCGGCAGAGAAGAAGAUGAAUUCAAAUGACUUUGUUGGGGCUAAGGAUCACUUGAUUAAAGCUCAUAAGCUUUGUCCUGCUCUUGACAACAUUAUGUCUAUGUUAACUCAGUGUGACAUACUAAUUACUAAAACAGUUGAGCUUCCCGGCUGUGGAAUUAUUGAUCACUACCGUGUGCUUCAAGUUAAGCCUUCUUCUACAUUUUGUGAUAUUAAAAUUCAAUAUGAUAAGCUUGUUAGCUUGUUGGGGGUAAUCAGGAGACAAUCUCCUUGUAAAAAGUUGGCUAUGGAACUUUUGGAGAAUGCAUUUAAAGUUCUUACAGACGAAAAGAAUCGCUCCGAGUUUGAUUUGAAGAGGUUAACUCAAGUAAGUCCAAGUUCUUCUACUUUUAAGGGUUGUUUUGCUAAUUUGGAAUACAUACAUAAACAAAAAGUUCAAAUGAUUGUUCAAGAAUUGAAUUUGUUUUCUGCUAAUCUGAAGUCAGGAUCGAGUACUAGGGAAGAGGCAGAGGACAAUGCAGGCGGUGCAAAUUUGCCAGCCAAAUUGCAGCCUGCAUUGCAAAAUAGAGCUGUCCAUGACUUCUAUAAUUUUGAUUGUGAUAGAACAGUUUGGCAUUUUGAGGCAGGUCAAAUUUGGGCUGUUAAUUAUAAAGGAAACGGGCAUCAUCAUUAUCGCUAUGCUCGAAUUGUUUCGAUAGCAAAAGCAGCAACUUGUGUUGCAUGGUAUAAACCAAUACCUGUUACUUUAAGUGAAAGAAGGUGGUGUGAUGCAGGAUUGCCUGUUGCCUGUGGCUUAUUUCAAGUCAAUUCGGAGACGAGGAUGAAUAUCGAGGUCGAUUGGCCCACGAUUGUGUCCUACAAAAGCUCAUAUGUUCAUGGUGUGACAGAGGAGCAAAUUGAAAUUUACCCAACAAGAGGUGAAAUUUGGGCAGUUUUCAAAAACUGGGAACUUGAUGGUUGGUCUUAUGAUCCUAAUUCUGUGAAAAGAUGCAAGCUUGAGUUAGUUGAAGUAGUAUCAGAGUUUUCAAAAUGUUUAGGUGUAGAUGCAAUUUAUCUUGCAAAAAUAGAUGGUUAUACUAGUGUCUUUGGAAGACAAACAAAUGGAGGAAAACCUGUCAGUUUUCAUAUACCUCCAAGCAAAAUAUAUAUGUUCUCUCAUCAGGUUCCAGCACAUAUGUUCAAGUGCAGAGAACUUGUUGAAGGAACGUUUGAGCUCGAUCAGAUGGCUUUGCCAGAUUACCUGAUUCAAGACAAGCCAGCCAAAAGCAACUUAUCUGAAUUCACAGUUACGCUACAGCUUCCUCCCGAGAGCAAAUGUUUGAUGCCGAAUUGGUCUCAGAAUGACUUUCUUCCAGGUCAGGUAUGGGCUGUGUACUGGGGAAACGAUUUUCUCCCGCGAAAUUACGUCAGGAUUAAUAAUGUGAUGUCAAAGACUCGAAUUUACGUCACAUUUUUGGAACCUGACCUUGUUCUUGAUCAUGCGACUGAAUGGUCAAGACAUGAUCUUCCGAGGGCUCAUGGGACAUUCAAAGUUGGUGGACAGAGUGCAAAUAUUGAAAUGUCACUUUUCUCCCAUUUAGUUAAGUGUGAAGAAAACACAAGCAAAUCAAGCUACAAAAUUUACCCACAAAAAGGAGAAAUUUGGGCAAUAUCCAGAGGGUAUAAUACUAAGCAGAAGAUAUGCCAAAUUGUCAAAAUUCUUUCAGAAUUUUCAGAAGGAGAUUGGAUAAAAGUAUCCAGGCUUGGAGAAGUGAAGGGCUGUCUGACAUUCUUUCAGGUGCAACAGCAUGAUGGAUUUGAUCUGGUUAGUUUGGUUUCAAGAGCCGACAUGUUUAGAUUUUCGCAUAAGAUUCCGGCUUCUAAAGUGCCUGGUAUUGGUAAGUAUGGAAUACCAGAUGACUCUUGGCAUUUAGAACCACUUGCUCUGCCUGUCAUGAAUUAUGCUCUCAGUGAUGUAUAGUUGUGUAUGUAAUGUAUUUAAAUUUUCAUGCCUCAGCUUCUAACUACAAUGUAAAUGUCUCCUAUAUAUAUAGCUCAUCAAAGAGAUGCCUUGCCAUUUUUCCUGAUUUGUUCAGUUAA